Molecule: messenger RNA, 4045 nt
Organism: Chrysemys picta bellii (western painted turtle)
Lineage: Eukaryota; Metazoa; Chordata; Testudines; Emydidae
Source: RefSeq, a predicted model, not a curated record
UGAACUCACAAAGAGGAGUCUUUGUUGGUUAGCAAUGCAGCGUUCGUCUUCUCGCAGAGACUGGAUCGGCAAGGAAGAGGUGCUGCUACGUCCGCCACACAGAACAUGGCGGACCCUGAGGGGCAGUAACACCCGGCGCCCAUCCUCCCGCCAUUAGGUUUGUCUCCUGUUGGGCCCAGUGAUUCGUCUACGUCAUCAACCUACGCUUUGAGAGAGAGUUCACUCGUUGAGCCGGGAGGAGAGGCGCAGCCUGGUGAUGUGGACAUGUGGGACACAUCUGUGCUGGGCGUGGAGGGAGCUGUGAGAGAAGCUGGUGCCACUGCCCAGUAAGCAGAUGGAAAUUAGACUAAGCUCGCAGUAAUGGGCAGAAGCUAUUUUGUGGAAGAAGCUGUUGGACAGUAUCUUUCAAACUUCAGCACCAAGCCAAAGGGUUGUGUCACUGGCCUGUUGAUAGGGCAGUGUUCCCCACAAAGAGAUUACGUGAUUCUCGCUAUUCGAACACCUCCAAGAGAAGAGCAAAAUGAAAGCAACAAAAAUUAUCAUCCAAAAUUGGCUGACAUUGAUGAAGAAUGGGUAACAGGACAUGCUAGUCAGUUGUCUAGAAUGCUCCCAGGAGGACUGCUAGUUCUUGGUGUAUUUAUUGUUGCAGCUCCAGAGCUGGCAAAAGACAUCCAAAAUGCUUUGCGCAAGCUACUUUUUUCAGUAGAAAAGUCUAUAAUUAAAAAGAGGCUCUGGAAUUUUACUGAGGAGGAGGUCUCUGACAGAGUGGCUCUUCACGUUUGUUCUGCUACAAAGAAGAUACUUUGUCGAACCUAUGAUAUGCAAGAUCCAAAGAGUUCAGCGAAGCCAGCAGACUGGAAGUACCAAAGUGGCCUGUCUGCCUUCUGGCUGUCUUUGGAAUGCACAAUUAAUGUUAAUAUCCACAUCCCACUUUCUGCUACAUCAGUCAACUAUGAACUAGAGAAAAAUACAAGGAACGGAUUAACCCGGUGGGCAAAACAGAUAGAGGAAGGUGUUUUUCUGAUCAACGGGCAAGCUAAAGACGAUGACACAGAGCUAUUGGAAGGGCAGAAAAAGUCUUCAAGAGGAAAUAUUCAACACAGUAUUCAACCCUUUGAUGUGAAGGUUCUGACGCAAUUGUCCCAGAGUUCAGGCCAUAGAUCUACAGCAACAGUGCAAGUCUGCAGUGGUUUCAUAAAUCUUAAAGGUGCUGUGAAAUGCAGAGCUUACAUCCAUAAUAACAAGCCAAAAGUUAAAGAUGCUAUUCAGGCUUUAAAGAGGGAUAUAAUAAACACACUCUCUGAUCGUUGUGCAAUAUUGUUUGAAGAUCUGCUUAUAAAUGAGGCACCCGACAAAAAAAAUUCUGAGAGAGAAUAUCAUGUCUUGCCUCACAGAGUGUUUGCCUCUAUUGCUGGAUCAAAUGUGAUGCUGUGUGAUUAUAAAUUUGGAGAUGAAACGGCUGGCGAAAUCCAAGAGCGUUUUUUUGAGAUGUUGGAUCAAGUUGUGCACGGGGAAGCUAUACAGAUAGCCGAGGAAAUAAACACAGUUGAUAUAAAGCCACCUGUCGACAACACAGAUGACACGCAACAGAUGCAAUUGACAAAAGCAACACUGCUAUUGAAACUUCAACAAAACAUGGCUGCAGCUUCGGUUGUCUCGAAGACCCCAGCGGUGCUAGUUGGCUGCACCAGAGGCCUUGCCCGGUCCAGAAUCAGUUAAGAAGGGCCCAUUGGUGAUGUGGCAGGUCAAAGCCAGGCAGGUGAGCAGUAGGGUCUGUGACGAGGAACUGAUUGGUGUUUGAUAGAUAUUGAGCACCAGUCUUCCCGCCACAGGGACUCCACUGUCACGUUCUGGCAUGGCAGCGUCAAACACAGUGGGUGCCGUGAGGAAAGAUGUAUAGCUGGUGGGUUAAAAAGGUUGUUGAACAAAGGCAAGCUUGGUUGGCACGUACCUUAUCAGGCAGCUUACCAGCUGCAAUCUCCCUCCUGAUGUGAGGGGGAACAAUGUGGCUCAGAACUGGAAGCCAUGGAAGAUGAGUCAGUGAGAGACUUCCUGUGAUGAUGCACAUAGUUGAGAGGAGUUUCACGUCAACAAGUUUGGUGCAUGCCAACCGUCUCCAUACUGGUGCGCAGUACUCUGCUAUUGAGUACGAGAUGGCAAGGGCUGAGGUCCUUAGGGUUGGAGCAUCUACUCCCUAUGAAGAACCUGCCAGUUUGCUGAGAAGGUUGUUGCGUGUCUUGACCUUCACUGCUUUCUUGCUCAGGUGUCAGUGUUCGGUUAAGGGUCACACCUAAGUAAACUAGAUAUGCUUCAGCUUCUGGCCUUUCAUUAUGAUGUUCAAUUCCCUCUUAAUGUUGGCAUUUGGAGGUGGAAUAUGUUAGAGACUAUUGCUGAUGCUAGACUGAAGGCAUGCCAUGUCUUGCAGUAGUUGGCCAGCUUUUCAGCAUCGUUACUCAGGAUCUUUUCCAGCACAGAGAAGGUCAGAGCCUGUAGCCUGCAGCAGAUGUUGUCUGCAUAGAUGAACUUCUAUGACUGGAUUGGUGGCACUCAGGCCCUGAUCUAGCCAUGCACUUAAGAUCAUACUUUAAGGAUGUGAGUAGUCCUGUUGGCAUCUGACUCUCAUGCUUAAAGUUAAACACGUACUUAUGUGCUUUGCUACAUCAGGACCAAAGUGUUCAGCAUUUUGUAGGAUAAAGUCCAAAGCAAAUAAUGAAAUAUUGAUGGGGCAGCAUGGGGGGUUUGUGAUGAGAGAAACAAUAUAGUAGCGGUGAUUUUAAAUAUAACAUCAGUAGCCUUUUAAAAAUAUUUCCACAGAUGGGAGUUGUAGGUGAUCAGCAUAUCUCAGAAUCAGAACCAGAUCUAAGUUCCACAAAACAGAUAAUAAGGAAACCUGCCCUUAAAACAAAUAGCUGAGGUAGCCCUAUUGCUUUCUGGGAAGCCACCAUUUUAAUAUCCUCUCUUUUGACAAUUAAGAAAGAGAGAGAGAGAGAGCAGGCAAGUGGCUUCUUCCAAGGUGCAUUGAAUGAAUAUAUGAAUUAGCUUGUAUCAGUGCUCAUGCAGCUAUCACUAUGCUGCUUGCAAGGAUGAGCUAUGCUACCUUGGUAAUGAAUUCCAGCCAUCAUAGAAGUUUUUCCUCAAUCAAUAUUGUAUGAUAGUCUCUGGUGCAGACAUCACGCUGGUGAGCAAAGAAAUUGUAGUAAGUCUUUAGGAAAAUGUUUCCUUUUUAAAAUGUGACUAGAUAGACUGUGUCUAUCUUGAUUUAUACUUGGUAUUUGAUUAGUCAGUGGAACAACUACAACACCAACUUAAAGCCUACUUAUACCUGACCUUUGUUUUAUUUAAUAUUUUUAGAAGUAAUAUCUACAUUUCUGUAAUUUGGAGGUUAAAAUUUUUUUGUUUGUUUGUGCAUAUGACAGUCCUUUCCUCUCAAUAGUCAGCCAGUUUGCCCUGCUUGUGUUUAUGUAUCUUCUGCAUAACAAAACUGGGGAGAAACAUUUUAAAACAAUAGGAAAAUGUGAUUUGUAAAACUACAAAAAUUGACCAUGGAACUUGGGGCAAGUGCAGUAUCUGAAACAACAUUUAAUUCAUGUAUUGGAAUUGUUUAAGUUUCAACUUGUUUGUGUCCCUUUUAUCUGAAACCUUUAAUCUGAGAGUCAGUUUGCUAUCAAGAAGCCAUAAGGUAGAGUUGAUGUGUUAGAUUUUUGGUGAUCUGGCCCAUAAGAGUAGAGUUUAUGAUUAAUUGAAUCUCUGAAGAACUUUGCACUUUGAAAAAUAAUUUAUGUAGAUUGUCUUGUAAAAUGAAUUUAUAUGACUAACGAUAUAAGCUGAUAUUUAGGCAUUGUAGUGCUACUCAGCAAUGUUAAAAAUGACUCUUAUUGUUCCCACUUUUCCUUUUCUUCACACCCUGACUUGCGGUGAUUGUACUCUCCUCUUCACUCACAGAAGUUAUAUUUCCUUUGUCGUUUUAGGUGUGGUAAUAGCGGCUGCAGUUGCAAUCUUUGCAGUAGCUUUCUUCUUUAAUUACUUCAGUGACUAGACUCCAAGC